UUGAUAUCAGUCGAAUGAAAAGUGCCUAUUUUUGAUAUAAAGAGCACCGAAUUCUGCGUACAUUGAUGACAUUAACACAACACAUCGAUUGCUAUUCACACUUCCCGAAGCAAAAAAUAUGUGUAACAAAUACUUUCAUCUCCAUUUCGUCGAUGUUAGUUUCACAUCAAUUCUUUAAAUUCAGAUCAUCGAACAGGAAGUCAACUCAUUCCUAAUAUACGCUUCAUUUCAUGAAAUAAACAAAUGUUCAACGGAACGAACAUAUUAUUUGUUUAUUUUUCCAGUCCAGCGUUGUGCUGCAUGCGUACAUUCUAUAUUUAGGACGAACACGAUGCCGCCGGUUCGUUGCAAACACAUACAAUAAACCGUUUCACGAAAAAAAAAUUCCAUGCGAAACACCAAAACACAGAUGUGAUUCAGUUGACCACAGUAUGAAUUCAAUGUGUUGUUUUGGCAAGGAACAAUGGCAGUUCACAGUUUUAACGCUGCUACUGUGUCGAUUGCACGAAAAAUGGAUUUAGCCACUGUGGUUUCUGUUUCCGUAUUCAUUUUUAAUGAAAGAUCAGCAAAACUAGUGAUAAUCGUUUGUUCUUUUUCCACCGUAAGACAGUGAGUGUAUACAAUGGGACGAUUUUGUGUGCUAAAAAAGCAAAGACAUGUUUGCGGCGAAUUUUGUUCAUGUUACCGUUGUGAUACAAAACUAACUGGACAUUUGCAAAGUGGCACUGCUAACAUUUUGACACAACGAAAUUAGCGGAUCAUUUGACAGACUCGGUGACAUCGAUGAGUCGAUGUGAAUUUCAUCAUACGACCGCAACGAAACACAACGAAGCGAAUCGAAUUCAGUCAGACGAGUUGCAUUGCCUGCUGAUCCAAAAUGCCGAAGAGAAAGGGUACACCACUUCGCGGUAACCAGCGGAAAAAGAAGAAAAUAGUCAGCAAAACGGGUAUUGAAGGAGAAAUCGGCAUUCUAGCGAUAAAAAUGACAUUGAAGGCUAUCGUUCGACCACAAUAUUAUCAACAAGUGAAAGAUUGGUUCACCCAAAAGUCGAUUGAAUGCACCAAAAUCUGCGCGUUAGCUUCGCUGCUCUUCCUGUACAAAGUUAAGAGUGCCAACGAAAGUAAUAAUGCGGACUUCUUCAGUGGUGAUGGCAACAAGGAAAUUAAGGAUUGUUUUUAUGCAGUUUUACAAAAAAACAAAGAGAAGGAAGAAAUGGUUCCAGAUUUUCGUGAUUUCGUGGAGAAUAUGGAGGCCGAAAACCGAUUCAGUUGGCCGGGUAAUAGCUUCUUCGGAAACCAGAUGCAAUACCUCUACAAGCAAUACACCACGAAUUUGCGCAACAAUUUGGAGAUGCAUGCCGAAAGACGCCUGUACCAAUAUCUCAUAAUGCGUGCGUGGCAAUUUAACGCUGUUUCAACUGGCCCCACAUUACGCAACGAUGAUAUCAAGCGUGCCGUGCAAUGGACCAUCGAUCGGUAUGAUCCCAUCAAAACAACCGACCGACAUUGGGAAGUAAAGUGGGAGAAGCGCCAAUUGCUUCUCGAUAUGAUUGCGGAAAUUGGCGGGCCAGAAGAUAAUGAUGUCGCAAUAUACACAACAUCGGAAGGAACAUGGUUCAAAUCAAUCAACAUGUGGUUGACUAUGCAAAUGGAGGUGGACAAUUUCCACAUUUGGGCUGAGGAAAAUGGCAUUGAAAUUCCGAAGAUCAAAAAUCUCAAAGUCAUUCCGAUUCAUCAGUUCAUGCGACAGCACGUGAAAAUGGAGACGGACGUUCUCAUUCGAAUGAUGUCCGAAAUGCGAUUCAGAUUACAUGGUCUAAUAAUCAAGUACGAAAUUGUGGAGGACCCCAUGACGCAGUGUUGGGAUGAGAUUUUCGAUAUGCCAAAGAUACAUCGCCUGUUGAAAUCAAACAAACGUUUCCGGCCCUACAUUGCCUCGAAUGGUCAAGCGGUAUCCAUUAUGUACGAAGUACCGAAGAGUCACCUGGAUCGUUUAGUAGACGAUGAAAUCGUGCGGAAACGGUAUCGUGAUGGUGUGUACGUAUACGAGAUUGGGAUUGAUCCCGGCAUGCGUACCUGGAACGCGACAGUCAGACGGAAUAUCAAAACUGGCAAAGAGGUGAGUUGCAUUUUAGUUUCAAUUUGUGUUUGUGUUGUCUCAAAUCGUGUGAUUGAGUGCAUUAUUUCAUUUUUUAUCAUUUUCCCACAGAUCAACUUCACGGUCAGCUCGAAGAGGUACCAUUAUCUGGCCAGGCAGGGUGUUCGGGAUAGGAAGGCAAAGCGAUGGACAAGGCGAUUUGUGGCCGAAGAACAGCAUGACCGUGAACGCUAUCAACGGAUGCCAUCGCCAAAAGGUGAAAAUUGGGGGUCUUACAUCGCACAUCGUUUGACAAUGCUGAAGAAAGGAAUUGAGACGUAUACAACAGAAAAAUACGCCCGUCUGCAAUUUGACAAAUACAUCCAAUCAAACCGUGCAACCGAUAAGAUUGCUAAUUUACUGACAAAUCGCAAACCAUCCAUCAUUCACAUGGGAGCCGUUGAUAUGCCGGCGAAUUCUCCGAUCCGAAUCAAGAAACAUGUUCGUUGUCCAGGCAACCGUAAGUUGGCAAAGAGCUUCAGAAAGAUUCCGAACACCGUCGUGCGACAAGUCAACGAGAACAGAACAUCACAGCUUUGCGGUAGAUGUUUCACCCCGUUCGACAUAGCAACACAACGUGAUCGAAUGAAAGUAUGCGAAUGGUGCCUGCCAGAUAACGAUGAUUGGCCACCAAAUUUGCAGUUACCAACGAAAAUCGUGUCGAAGAAGAGCAAGCGCACGCUGAUAGCGGAUCGACAACGAAUGCGUGAAGCAGUGGAACAGGAUCCAAAUCAAGCUGAACGUUUUGUGUCUAAGGUGAUUUCAUACCAGAAAAACUGGCAACAAAGCGCAGCAAUCGAUGAGGACGCGGACCCUGCCGAGCAAGAGGAUGCAGCAGAGUCACAUGAUCGUCGCAUUUUGAAGACUUGUUGGCAUCGAGACAUCACUGCUGCGAAGCUGAUCUUAUACAAAGGCCACUGUCACCUCUUCGGAAUUCAGCUGCACUUCAUGUUCACAAUUGAACGAAUCAGAUAGAAUAAGAAAUAAGAAAUGUCAAUUAGAAUAGAAUUUUUUCAAACAACAUUUUUGUAAUAGCGUAUUA
This is a messenger RNA of Sitodiplosis mosellana (orange wheat blossom midge), 3179 nucleotides long. RefSeq lists its product as uncharacterized. The transcript is spliced from 4 exons. The coding region runs from base 878 to 3112 and encodes 744 amino acids. The record is from RefSeq and is a predicted model, not a curated record. Lineage: Eukaryota; Metazoa; Arthropoda; Insecta; Diptera; Cecidomyiidae.